AUGGCGCCGGCGCGCGGGCGGCGCGGGGCGCGGCGCGGCGGCACGGGCGCGCGCGCCGCCCCAGCCCCUUGUAUGCGGCGGCGCGCGCGCUAUUCGAGGGCAGCCCCCCGGCCGGCGCCCUCGCCCGUCGCCGCGCCCCCGCGCCCGCCCGCCCGCGCCCCCGCCCGCGCCCCGCCGCCCCCGCGGUAUACCUCCGUGCCGGUGUGUGAGACGCUCGUCGUCUUUUUGACCCUCCGCUUCCGCACGCUCCGGACCACCCGCCCUCAACAUGUGCGACACGACGUAAGCGCGCUGGUCGUGGACAACGCGGCUCCGCAUGUGAAAAGGCCGAGCUUCGCCGUGGCGACGACGCUGCCCCGGCGCAGUCUUCCCGUCCAUCGUGGGCCGCCCCCGUCACCAGGGCGUCAUUGGUGGGCAUGCGGGGCAGAAGGACAGCUUACGUCGGCGACGAGGCCCAGUCCAAGCGAGGAUAUCCCUCACCUUGAAAUUACCCCCAUCGAACACCGGCAUUCAUCACCAAACUGGGACGACAUGCGAGAAGAAUCUUGGCACCCACACCUUCUACAACGAGCUGCGCGUCGCCCCCAGAGGAGCACCCCAAUCCUGCUCACCGAGGCGCCCCUCAACCCAAGGCCAACCGCGAGAAGAUGA
This is a messenger RNA of Gryllus bimaculatus (two-spotted cricket), 651 nucleotides long. NCBI's taxonomy places the organism in Eukaryota, Metazoa, Arthropoda, Insecta, Orthoptera, Gryllidae. The record is from the annotation of a GenBank genome assembly.